AUGAUUCUGCAAACUUCUAUCGCAUUGCUUGUUCCCACAAUUUGUUGGUCCGCUGAGCUGCGACUAUUGCAAGCCGUCUGGAGGCACGGCGAUCGCGCGCCAGGUGAUCUACCAUAUCCGAAUGACCGAUAUGAUGAGAAAGCGUGGCCGCGCGGAUGGGAUCAGUUGACAAAUAAAGGAAUCUGGCAGGCUGCCGAGCUUGGCACAUGGCUUUAUACGAAUUACGGGAAAUCGGUACUGAAAGUAUUCAAUAAGGAUAAGAUUUAUAUAAGAGCAAGUGAUUCGGAAAGAGCAAUCGAGACUGCUCAAGGGGUGGCAGCUGGUUUGUUUCCGCCGACUGGCGAUCGUAUAUGGGAAUCAUCGUUCCUUAAAUACUGGCAGCCAACUCCGAUUCAUACCGGUGGUGACGCUCUGGAUCCACUUCUUCGACCGACUAAAAUCGAUUGCCCUCUACUCGACCGACUCGUUGAUGAGAGCCUUGCAAAUCUGGCGCCAUCGUACAAUCAAAAGUACUCAGUAAUGUUCAAAUAUUUACAAGAGAAGACUGGUUUGGAAAACGUGUCAUUUCCCAAAGUCAAAAGUUUGUAUGAUAUUCAAAGGGAGAUUGACCACAAUAUGCCACAGGAGAAAUGGUUGAAUCAGGUGUUCAAUGGCGAAAUGAUAAUGGACCAUAUAAGGGAAAUCAAGAGGGUCACAAGGAAUGAGGAUUUCAAUAGUCCGGCAAAAGCAAAACUAUCAGGCGGAUUUUUGUUGAACAGAAUUAUUGAGAAUAUGGAGAAUGCGGUUAACAACGCUUCAACAAUGGAAGCAUUCUUGUAUUCCGCGCACGAUGGAACUGUGAGCGCGUUGAUGAAUGCGCUCGGCGUUGCUGAUGGUCAAUUGGUGCCAUAUGCGGCAACACUCCUUUUAGAGUUGUACGAUGAUCAGAGUGUUAAGAUAAUCUGGAGAAACAACACCGAAACGACAUAUACGCUUCAUGUGCCUGGCUGCAGUGAGAAUUGCUCGUUCGCCGAAUUCGCCACAAUAUUAGAGCCAAUGAGAGUGCGGAGUUUUGAAGACUUAAUCGAGGUGCUUUAUAUGAUCUCCAAUUUUUUCUUUAUUUAUCAAUUUUCAACAGCAAUGCAAAGAUAA
Messenger RNA from Caenorhabditis bovis, 1131 nucleotides. NCBI's taxonomy places the organism in Eukaryota, Metazoa, Nematoda, Chromadorea, Rhabditida, Rhabditidae. The record is from the annotation of a GenBank genome assembly.